AUGAAAUUGAGAAAAGUUUUGAAGUUAAACAGCAAUUUUACUAUAACUUUAAACAAUAUUAAAUCACCGAUCUGUAAUUUAUCACAAUUAUUACAGCUUGUUAUCGAUGAAUUUAGAAGUCAUUUCUGUUAUUUUAAUAAGUCGUGUAACGAUUCACAAUGUCAAAAAUUUGCAGUUAGAAAUCCGAAAGUAGACACAAUGAACAUUAAAAAAAUUGGCAAAUAUUUCGACAUUGUAAAGUUUCUGAAGAAUAUGAAAUUGCAACACUUCGACCUACCAGUGACCAAAGUCGACGCUAAUGUCUGUAAAGCCCUACGUGAGAACACCCAAGAUAUGAAAUCGCUGCGUAUCCAUAAAGCAAGUUUUGAGAAUUUUCAAGAAAAAUUUUCCGAUGUCAAAUGCUUUCAGACGUCAUGA
This is a messenger RNA of Clunio marinus, 417 nucleotides long. The record is from the annotation of a GenBank genome assembly. NCBI's taxonomy places the organism in Eukaryota, Metazoa, Arthropoda, Insecta, Diptera, Chironomidae.